GAGAUGGGCAGGAGACCCUGACUGACCAGGCGGUGUCACCAGCUCAGCCCAGCCCCGGGCCAGGCUCACUUCCACUCAGUGAGGCUGGUGGCUUCAGCCCGGAGGCGACCGUCCCUCCUGUGACUCGCGCCGAUAAGGACGGGGUGGCCAUGCACCCCAGUUUUAGCAGCCCCCGCGCUGUCGAGCUGGAUGAGUCCAUCCCACCUGAUCCCAACACAACCACCACCAACAGCGCCAGGCUGCCGACUCCUGCCCCAGCCGUCUCAGCGGAUGCUACGACGGGGCUUCGGAAUAAGAACCUGUCGGCCAACAGCAGCUCGGAGCUCCCCCCUCCUGCUCUGGCUGCCAACACCACAGAUGCAAACCAGCCUGGCCAAAAUGGAACAGAGCCCUCCAGCCCCACGGGGCCGACUGGCGCCGCGACUGUGACUCCAACGCAUCAGCCACCAAAGGACGUGCUGGCAACAACGGGCAGCUCCCCGCUGGAGCCUUCUGCGUUCAGCACUUUGGGGCCCACAACAGGGAACCCUGAACCCACUGCAGGGAACCCUGAAUCCACCCCACAAACAGCCCAGGAGAAUGCCACAGAGGAGAGCACCGCAGGGCCCACUACCGUCCCUGCUGCCAUGACAACAGGGAGCACACCUGCCACUACCACCCCCAGCACCACCACGGUAACCCCCAGAGCUUCCUCCCCCAACAGGGCAGCCACAACAGCCGUAGGGCAGUCAUCAGCCAAUCCCGUGCAUGAGAAGGCUUCUGUGUUGGAUGUGGGAGACGACGAUGGUCAAGACCUGCCCAGCUCCGCUGUUGCCGGCGCGAUGGGGGCUGACCCCCUGGUGAUCGGUGUCAUCUCCAUGUUCGUCGUCAUGGUGGGGAUCCUGGCCCUGGUGGGCUUACUGAGAUACCGGCAGCGCCACAACCGGAUGGAGUUCCGGCGACUGCAGGACCUGCCCAUGGACGACAUGAUGGAGGAUACUCCCCUCUCCCUCUACAGCUACUAGGCAGCAAGAGGACCCUCCAUCCAGGUUUGGGGGAGCGCUGGAGUUCCCUGAGCAGUAGGCCCCUGAGGACCUGGUCCAGGAAGAUCCCCUGAGGAUGGGGGGAAGGCGGCUCUGAUUUUGCACUUGACUGAAACACUCAUUGCAGAUGGGUGGGUUGGUUUGUUUUAAAAACUUUUGUAAAAGUUUGGUUUUAAAGUUUAUUCUGAGAGCUGGAGCCAGUUAGAUCCCAGCACUGGCCCGUCCCUCUGCUCUCCGUACGCCGAGGGUCCUAAGCCUCCUCAAAAUGCCGAGGAGAUGGGAGAGGGGCUUUUCACCUUGCAUUUUAGCCUGAGGGCCGAGCUGAUGUUUUGCCGACUCGCUUGGACGUCUCAGAAGCUGCUGCUCUCAAAAUGCGCCUUGUGUCAGGAAAUGCAGUGUCAGUCCUCACAAGGCAAGCAAAGGAGAAUGUUACUUCCCACUGGGAGACGAGGGCGGGGAGCAGACUGGCUCCCUCUUGCUUUGUGUUUUUUUGCACGUUGUUCCUAUUUCAACUUCAGCAGUGGGAUCCACUCCUGAAUUCCCAGAGAAUCUAGCAGGACUGUGGUAAACUGCAAUCCCCUCCUUGCCGCCCAGAAAAACAGCCCCCUGGCUACGGGAGGAGAAUGUGCCCCUGGGGGUGGGGGUGAGCGGGAGGUUUUUCAUCACGCUGGGAGGGAACCAACAUAACUGGGGCUUGUGUGGCCUUGUCUUGGGUGGGACUCUCCUGUCUGACUCAAAA
Molecule: messenger RNA, 1761 nt
Organism: Chrysemys picta bellii (western painted turtle)
Lineage: Eukaryota; Metazoa; Chordata; Testudines; Emydidae
Source: RefSeq, a predicted model, not a curated record